AAAAAGUAAUAAUAAAAAAAUUCUAUAACUUUCACUUCCCCUCAGCUCAAAUUUUUUUACUUUGAUUUCCUAACCAUAAAUUGUGAAAAGAUUUGUGGGGUUCAUUUUUUUUUUUUUUUGUUUUCUAUUCAGGGAGGAAAAAAGAUUCUUGAAAAUUUAAAAGAUUGGAUUUUUAAUGGAGAAUCAAACAAUAGGAAGGGGACAUGAAUACAAUUUGUCUUGGAGGAAAGCUGAAGAAGCAGCUUUGAGGCGAUAUCAAGCAACCCACUGGUUGGAAUGUUUCGUCGGGCCAUUAGGUAUAUCAAGCCAACCGUCUGAGAGAGAGUUUGUUUCUUGUUUGAGAAGUGGCUUUGUACUUUGCAAUUUAAUUAACAAAGUUCAACCAGGAUCAGUUCCAAAGGUUGUAGAAAUCCACACUCCUUCACAGUCAAUCAUGUGGGAUUCUCAGCCACUGCCAGCAUAUCAAUAUUUUGAGAACAUCCGGAACUUUUUAGUAGCCGCGGAAGAUUUAAAGCUACCAGCUUUUGAGGCAUCUAUUUUUGAAAGGGAUAAUAUUGAGGCAGGUUCGUCGACUAAGGUUGUGGAUUGCAUUUUGGAACUUAAAGCAUACCACGAGUGGAAGCAAAUGACUGGAGGCUUCGGAUGUUAUAAGCCUCUAAGGUCUCCUCUCUUGACCCCUUCAAUAGGAAGGAUUCAAGAACAAACACAUGUGACAAUCAUUUCUGAUAGUCACAGGCGAUUGGAAAUGUCGGCUAGCUUUCCAAAACAAUCACCGACAGAUGAAGAAAUUAAGAAACUUGAAGGCAUGAUUGUCAAGGCUAUAGCUGAAAAAAUGGUGGACAUGAAGGAAAACAUGGGCUCUUUUCAGAAUGGGAAUACGAACCAAGUUGAAUUGUUCAGUAGGAUCUUCUCUAGCUGCUUAGAGGAACAACUUCAAAACAAGUCCCCUAAGUUUAAAUCAGAUCCGUUAAGAGAGAUGAGCUGCUCAGACGACAACUCCGCAUGCAUACCCCUCCAAAAUAUAUCUAAUCUUAGGAACUGCAAGGACAAGUGUUGUAGAGCUUUCAUAAAGAAGGGAAAAUGCAACCACUGGACUCUAGUUGUGAUGCAAGAAAAGGAACUUUCAAAUCUAAAGGUCCUGUUAGCGAGUACGAAGAGAGAGUUUGAAAAUCUGCAGUCUCAGCUACAAAGUGAUCUGAAGCAACUUGGAGACCAAGUACUGGAUAUGUCUAAUGCUGCUCUUGGAUAUCACAAGGUUAUGAAAGAAAACAGAACUUUGCAUAACAUGGUUCAGGAUCUAAAAGGGAAUAUUAGAGUUUACUGCAGAAUAAGGCCUGCCUUCGAUGCAGAAGCGAAAACUGUCAUAGAUUUCAUUGGAGAAGAUGGUUCUUUGGUUGUAAUUGAUCCACUAAAACCCUGGAAAGAUGGGAGGAAGAUUUUCGAGUUUAACCGUGUUUUCGGUUCAAGUGCCACUCAGGAAGAUGUAUUUCGAGACACUAAACCGCUUGUAAGAUCAGUGAUGGAUGGUUACAAUGUAUGCAUUUUUGCUUAUGGUCAAACUGGAUCUGGGAAAACAUAUACUAUGUCUGGCCCGGGAGGUGAAUCAACAAAGGAAUUUGGAAUCAAUCAAUUGGCUCUGAAUGAUCUAUUCCUAUUGUCUGAUGAAAGGAAGGACAUCAUGAGUUAUAAGAUCCACGUUCAAAUGGUCGAGAUAUAUAAUGAGCAAAUUCGUGAUCUUCUUGCAGACGAUCCUUUGCUUACUAAAUUGGAAAUUAGAAGCUGCAUGAACAGAAACGGUCUACCUCUGCCUGAUGCUAGCGUGCAUCCAGUGAAUUGCGCUAGAGAUGUUAUAGAUCUGAUGAAACUUGGUGACGGGAACCGUGCUGUUGGCUCUACUGCCAUGAACAACCGCAGUAGUCGCUCACACAGUGUGCUGACUGUACACGUGCAUGGUGAAGAUACAUCUGGAAACAUAAUCCAUAGUUGCCUACAUUUGGUGGAUCUUGCUGGUAGUGAACGAGUUGACAAGUCGGAAGUUACUGGCGACGGCCUCAAAGAGGCACAACAUAUUAACAAGUCUCUCUCUUGCUUGGGUGAUGUGAUCACAGCAUUGGCACAGAAGAACUCCCACAUCCCUUAUAGAAACAGCAAACUCACCUUACUCUUGCAGAACUCUUUAGGUGGACAUGCGAAAACGUUGAUGUUUGCUCAUGUCAGUCCUGAAGGGGAUUCCUUUGGAGAAACAAUUAGUACUCUGAAGUUUGCACAGAGGGUUUCGAGUGUGGAACUUGGUGCAGCUCGUGUAAAUAAAGAGAGCGUCGAAGUUUUAGAGCUCAAGGCAGAGAUCAAGACCCUCAAAAAGGCGUUGGCUAACAAGGAAGCACUAACUCCUCAAACUAACAAACCAAAGGAAGCAUUAAGGACACCUUUCCAGAAGCCUAAAGCAACAGCUGAGCUUCAGGAAGGAUAUGAUGUCACAAAAUUGUAUGAUCAAGCGGGUAAUGAUAGUUUCAUGAAGACUCCUCCGAGUCCACCUUUUGCUUUUAGAAGCCAGGAUACUCCUCAAACUCCAGCUUCUGGUCUCAAAUACCAGCAAGCUCCUCGGAGUCCAACUUCCGGUUGUAAAAGCCAACAGCCUCCUCGGAGUCCAACUUCUGGUUUUAAAAGCCAGCAGCCUCCUCGGAGUCCAACUUCCGCUUUGAAGAGCUGCAAUGCACCUAGGAGUCCAACAAGUGCUGCCAUCCAAAGCCAGGUUGUGAAAACAACAGAUAACAGAACAAGGAUUCCUUCUCUUCAACUACCCAAGACACCCGAGCCACUGAUAACCUCUAUAAGUGAGAACAAGGCAGGAAUGCAAAGUAACCGUACCAUUUCAUCUGAAUUCCAGAAGCCUUUGACUAGCAGUACUCAUGGAAAGGGAUCUCAAAUACGAAGAUCACUUCGGACUAUUGGGAAACUGAUUAAUGGUUCUGAUAGAAAGAACCAACAGAAAAGGACUGAAGCAGCAGCCCCAUUAUCGCCUUUUAGUUGCCAAAAUGAGGAGAAGUCAUCAACGGCAUCUAAUGCAAGGACACUGAGAAGACAAUCCUUAACUGGCAUCCCACUACCGACCAUGUCGAGAAGAUCUUCACUUGGAGGAGGGAGCGUGCCGGAUUCUUGUGCAAAUGAAAGUAGAAAUUGUAAAACUCCAGGUGCGUCAGCCAAGUUAACAAAGAGGUGGCUAUGAGGAAACAACACUAAGUAGUUAACACCAAGAAGCUGAUACAUGAAAUAAAGAUUGAAAGACAUAAAUAGCUGGAAAGGGAGAUUAAAAGAAGUCAGUCCACCUCAGCAACCAGUUCAAGAAAGUAGUUAUAACUGUCAAUUAGUUAGACAGUUUUUACUGUCACUGUUCAUUCUCAAAUCAGUUAAAAGUAGUUACAAUUGUAUUCAUAGUGUAUUCCUUUUUCAGAUAAAUAGGGAAUCUGUGCAAUAAAGAAUCAUCAAUAACAAAUAUCAGUUUUUGUUCUAAAUUUCUCUCUAUGGUGUUGC
Molecule: messenger RNA, 3531 nt
Organism: Capsicum annuum
Lineage: Eukaryota; Viridiplantae; Streptophyta; Magnoliopsida; Solanales; Solanaceae
Product: kinesin-like protein KIN-14L
Exons: 20
Coding region: 176-3226 (1016 amino acids)
Biological process (GO): microtubule-based movement
Molecular function (GO): ATP binding; microtubule binding; microtubule motor activity
Source: RefSeq, a predicted model, not a curated record